Messenger RNA from Acyrthosiphon pisum (pea aphid), 1056 nucleotides. Its product is annotated as E3 ubiquitin-protein ligase MARCH5-like. Gene Ontology annotation, molecular function: zinc ion binding. The record is from RefSeq and is a predicted model, not a curated record. The transcript is spliced from 7 exons. NCBI's taxonomy places the organism in Eukaryota, Metazoa, Arthropoda, Insecta, Hemiptera, Aphididae. Bases 79 to 960 code for a protein of 293 amino acids.
UAGUAUAAUAAGUUUAUAAAUAUUAUACACUUGUGAAUUAAUUUAUUAAGUAAAUCGCUUAGUUAAGAUCUUUUAAAAAUGGAAAACGCAAGUACCCGCCAACGUUCAUUUUACUACAGUCAAGAAACGUCUGAGCAGAAACGUUGUUGGAUUUGUUUUGGUACUGAUGAUGAAGAUUAUGAAAGUAACAGUGAUUGGGUAUCACCAUGCAAAUGUCGCGGUUCUACACGUUGGGUUCAUCAGGAUUGUGUUCAACGUUGGGUUGACGAAAAACUGCAAGAAAAUAUUAGUGUUAAAGCACAUUGCCCUCAAUGCCACACACAGUAUAUUAUUGUGUAUGAUGAAGUCAAUUACUUUGUUCGAAUACUAAACCAACUUGAUAAGACAGCUAUUCGACUAUGUCCUUUUUUGGCAGCUGGUUUUGUGGUCAGCGCUAUUUAUUGGUCAGCAGCUUCUUAUGGAGCAAUAACGAUGAUGCAGGUAAUGGGUGAACGGGAAGCUAUAACAAUGAUGGAGAAUACAGAUUCUUUUAUGUUGCUCUUGGUGUUGCCAUCAAUACCUCUCAGUCUAAUUUUAGGCAAAACGAUUAAUUGGGAAGAAACCUUGCUGUUAUUUGUGCAGAGAUUUACUUUACAACUACCCUCAUUAAGAACCAUCAUGCCUUCGUUUUUGUAUGAACCUGUCAAUAAUUCAACGAGUACAGUCCAAUUCAAUUCAGUUGUUAAUCCAAGAGCUACUCUUUGCACUGCACUUUUCUUGCCAACUACUGCCACCAUAGUUGGAAAUUUAUUAUUUGACAAAAGUUCAUACUCAUAUCCACAAAAAACUUUAUUGGGUGGGUUAGUGUACAUUGCAGUAAAAUGUGUUUUUAGAAUAUAUCAAAGACAACACAAUAUUAUAAAAGAAAGAACACGUAAAGUCAUUGACUAUUCUGAAACUGAUACUGAAGAAAAUAAUUAAAAAUCUGUACCAUAAUCCAAUGCUUGUUUACAUCACUUGUAACAUAUUAUAACAUCUUGAUAUUGUACAUAAAUAUGUAAACGUAUAUUUAAAAAA